GAGUAUAUUAAGGGACUCUGUGAACCUGAACUAGAAGAAAAGGAGUGCUACCCAAAGGACAUGCACUGCAUCUUUGUUGGUGCACAGAGCCUGUUUCUCAACAGUCUUAUUCAGGAUACCUGUGCUGAUAUAACAGUGCUGGAAAUAGGAUUGCUCAGCAUUAAGGGGGGUGCAGAAGCUGUUGUUAUGGCUCAAAGUCAUGUUCAACAGUUUGUGAAGCUUUUUCAGAAUAAUGAAAGCUUAUUAAGUGACAAUGAGUCGGAGAUUAAAAAGCAAUUCAGACAAUUUGUGGAAGCCCAUGCAGAUAAAUACACAAUGGAUUUACUGAUUUUGCCUAGCUCACUAAAAAGAGAACUCUUAGCUCUCACACAAAAUGAAUGUUGCGAAGAGGAGAGCGAUAUCAUAGAUCUUACAGGUUCUGAAAGCCCGACAGAGCUUUUACAGAACAAAGCCUCCAAAGUAAUCGCUACAAACAGAGAUGGAAGAGCAGGUGGUGAGGAAGCAAGAAACAAUGCUGGGACACCUGUAACUGAGCUUACAAAGCAAAUGGACACUGUGUUUUCUGAUGCUCCUGAAACAAGUUUUGUUCCCAUAAACGUUGUGCCUCUGUUAGAGGCAGUGGUGGCUAAAGAAAGGCAGUCAUGUAAAAGAAGAUCUUCUGAUGGUGAGGAAAGGCUCCCUAAAAAGCAGUUCUCCUUAGAAAAUUAUCAGGAAGUUAAAUCUGCUUCACACAGUAAUCCUUCAGACAGGGAUGCAGUUAUUGGUCUGCUUUCGAAUAGCUGCAGUGAAUCAGAUGAUCCCAGUUAUUGCCUUAAAGAAAGUGAUGAUAUCAGUGAGGAAAUGGAAUAUAAGAUUCUUGUGAACUUUUUCAGAACAAUGGGAUAUUCCCAAAAUAUUGUAGAAAAAGUUAUUGGUAUCCUAGGACAAUCUGUGGAACCAUUAAUAUUGCUAGAAGAAAUUGAAAAGGAAAAUUUAAAAUUUCAAAAAGAACACAAACAGUCAUCUCCAAAGCCUAGAACUAUCAAUCCUCCUUUAGGAAGUAAUGCAAAUAAUUCACAAAAGCUAGAAGACGAAGGCAUUUCUAGCAAUAAAAGCCCACUUAAAUCCAGUCAGACUUCAAAGGAGAGAAAAAUUGAAUAUCACAAAAUGAGAGAUUCACCAAGCAUGCAAGUUGAUGCAGAAGAUAAAAUGCAUAUGUUGGUAUGCAAACCUGCUUCUCCUUCCAGUAAAAAUUCAGCUAUAUGGUAUAAACAAAGAGACAUAUAUUGCCCUGGUAAGAAUCACAGUUCAAGGUCACACGAUAUAGAAACUGAUGGUGGUGUAACGUUUGGCACUACACAAGCUGGAGCUCUAAAAGAUGUUGAUUUUGUAGCCAGAGGGAGCUCAGAUGUGCAGCGUAAGACUAAAACUGCAGUUCAGCAAAAAUGUGCAGGGCCCUCAACUGUACUGAAUAGUCGUCCUGUUUUUGAGGACCAAGUAGGACACUGCAGCUCUUCUCAGAUGAGAUCUCUCAACCAAUGCCUUUGCCAAACCUCAAAUUCUGAAAAUCCUAUCCCAGACCAGGUAUUGUCUUCACAAAUACAUCCUUCAAAUCCUGAUAGAGAGACAGUGGGACAGCACCGAUGUCAUCCUGAUCCUUCAGUUACUGGAGUCCAAAGAUUUUUGGAAUCUCUGAAAAAGCCAUACAGGCUGGAGUUGAAAAAUGAACCUGGGAAACCAUGUUUAAAACAUAUCAUUAUCGAUGGAAGCAAUGUUGCAAUGUCUCAUGGUCUAAGGAAAUUCUUCUCCUGUCGAGGAAUUGCAAUAGCUGUUGACUACUUUUGGAAACGUGGGCACAGAAAUAUUACUGUAUUUGUUCCACAGUGGAGAACAAGACGUGAUCCUUACAUUACAGAGCAGGAUUUCUUAACACAGCUCCAGGAUGUUGGAAUAUUGUCUUUAACCCCUGCAAGGAUGGUUUUAGGAGCAAGAAUUGCUGCUCAUGACGACAGGUUUUUAUUACACCUUGCUGAUAAAACUGGAGGUGUUAUUGUGACUAAUGAUAACUUCAGAGAAUUUGUGACAGAAUCACUUGCCUGGAGAGAAAUUAUUCAAAAAAGGUUGCUCCAGUACACUUUUGCUGGUGACAUAUUUAUGGUUCCUGAUGAUCCUUUGGGAAGAAAUGGACCCAGAUUAGAUGACUUCCUUCGAAGUGAAGGCUAUUCUAGAGAUUUUCGAUCUGCACAAAAGGCUUUACAGAGCAGUGGACAAUAUUCUUCAGAGACACCUUUCUUCGUGCCAGUCUCCAAACCAACCAGUAGCAGUCAACAGCCUAAAAACAGAGUACAUAGUGGUCGUUCAUCAACAUGGCUUCCACUGGAAACAGACUUAGAGGCUUGUCUAGCAAUUCCGCCACAGAGAUCUGCCUCAGAAACAAUACAGCUUAGAGAAGCCCUGAUAAAAAUUUUUCCUGAUUAUGAGCAAAGACAAAAGAUUGAUCAAAUACUAGCUGAUCAUCCAUUCAUGAGAGACCUUAAUGCACUGUCUGCCAUGGUGCUUGACUGAAUAUUAUACAGGGUUUUUAUAUCAAUCUGACUAACUUUGAAUAUCAAUGUGAAGAAAAAUGUUGCUCUGUUAUGUUACAUUGUGAAUAUUCAGAACUUAAUUUUAUUUGUAUAAACAAAGAUAUUUUUUGUGUAUGUUCUGUUUCUAAUAGAUGCCAGUUUUUGGUAAAUUAAAAACUGCUGCUACUACA
This is a messenger RNA of Balearica regulorum gibbericeps (East African grey crowned-crane), 2734 nucleotides long. The record is from RefSeq and is a predicted model, not a curated record. Lineage: Eukaryota; Metazoa; Chordata; Aves; Gruiformes; Gruidae.